AGAGCAGGUCAUAAAGGCAGUACCGCUUUAAAAAUCAGCAUUGACAGUUCCUGGAGUGAAAAUGUGCGUUUCUUUUCGGGGUUUGUAGCUGCUCGCAGUGCGCUACCAACCUUUGCUUCUUCUCCCCGGGGCGGGUAGGCAGAUCCGUGCUCCGUCGUGCCAAUUGGCUGCUUUCCUCGCCUCAGUUUGCCGCUGCUUCAAUUGCACACGUCUACCACCUCUCCGUGCACUUAUGUGGCCUGAGCGUGCGCGCUGCAGCUGGAGCCCAAAGUCCCCGGUCCAAGCUACUUUCUCUUAUCGAAAUGUUUGAAGAUUAACGAUCUUGGCAGCACCGCGCACAGCUUCCCCCCACAGGCCAGAACAGGGCACACUGCGGCGGCUGGACAUUGUUGUUGCUGGUGCAUUAGAUCCCGAGUGGACAGAGCCAUGGCAGAGAAGAGGGUCUCACGGUGGUACUUCGGGGGGCUGGCUUCUUGUGGAGCCGCAUGUUGCACGCAUCCACUGGAUCUACUUAAGGUGCACCUGCAGACCCAACAGGAGGUGAAGAAAAGGAUGUUGGGGAUGGCCAUCCAUGUGGUCAGACACGACGGUGUGCUGGCUCUGUACAAUGGGCUCUCUGCUUCUCUUUGCAGACAGAUGUCGUACUCACUGACCAGAUUUGCCAUCUAUGAGACAGUCCGGGACGUCAUGGGAAAUACGAACAAAGGCCCCAUGCCAUUUUACCAGAAGGUCCUGCUAGGGGCUUUUGGAGGUUUCACUGGAGGCUUUAUAGGCACCCCUUCAGACAUGGUGAAUGUCAGGAUGCAGAAUGACAUGAAACUAUCUCCAGAACUGAGGAGAAAUUAUAAACAUGCCAUUGAUGGUCUCGUGAGAGUCUUCAGAGAGGAGGGAUUAAAAAAACUGUUUUCUGGAGCCACAAUGGCGUCCAGUCGAGGAGCUCUGGUCACUGUGGGACAGCUGGCGUGUUAUGACCAGGCCAAACAGCUGGUGUUGGGCACAGGCCUGAUGGGAGACAACAUCCUCACACAUUUCCUCUCCAGUUUCAUUGCUGGAGGCUGUGCUACCUUCUUGUGUCAACCUUUAGAUGUGAUGAAGACAAGGCUCAUGAACUCAAAGGGAGAGUACACAGGAGUGAUGCAUUGCUUACGAGAAACUGCCAAGCUGGGUCCUUUGGCAUUUUAUAAGGGUCUUGUUCCUGCUGGGAUCCGAUUGAUUCCUCACACAGUACUCACCUUCAUCUUCCUGGAGCAACUAAAGAACCACUUUGGAAUUCGGAUUGUCUCCUAAGCAACAGCAUUCAUCCAACAUUGCAUUAGACACAGGAAUAGAAAGAUAUGUAUUCACCUCCUUCUACCUCUAACUACAAACGCAAAAAAAUGUGCGAUUAUUAGCAAAAAUCAGGUUCUAACAUGUCAAUAAUUAUAAUGCCUUGCUUCACAUCGGACGAAAUGUAAGCUGUACUUCAUUUUUUGUAGAUGUCCAUUUAAAUUUCAUACUUCAAAGCAUAGAUACAGUUAGGAUCGUACCAUCUUAUAAAAAGUAAACAACUAUUAACUGUUUUUUAGUGAUUACAAAAUGACUGGUGAUGUUUAUUUAUGUACUAACUGUAUCCUAGGUAAAUCGAUGAAAAAUUUCAAAUGAUUUUUUUCUCCUAACACAAUUGUAUUUACAGUCCAAUCAUACAGCAACAUUUUAUUAAACUAAUGUCUGAACACCUUAACAAUAAUCUGUGUAGAUUUGGAUGUUGUACUGGCCAAUAUCCUACAGAAAUCUAAGUAUGUUGCAGUCUCAAUUGAGAAAUAUUAUUGAUUAUUAUUAUUGGGUUAUUCUGUUCAAGUUUAGUGAAGUUGAUAUUGUCUCCCAAAUACAAUGUUGAUAUGAUAUGGUUUUAAUAAUAUUUUAAAUACAAGUAUUUUUUUCCAUCAAUGUUAUGCAAUUUACAAUGGACCUAAAGCCUUCUCUUUGAUAGUGUGUUGGGCCUUACCCUUAGAACUAAAACAAGCCAUUAUCUAUGAAUAUUGAGUUAUCAUUUCCAUGUGUUUAAAGUUCUGUACUGUUUAUGCCCAGAUGCUUAAAAUAUAUGUCAAAAAACAUUUAUGGAAGAGGACCAAACCAAAAUUCUGAAUGUAUAAUGCCUUAUAGACCACAAAGCGGUACAUUCUCCACAUUUCUGUAUCUGUGUCGAGGGAAUACGUCUGCAUUCAAUGCUGUUUAUCUCAACAAGGCACUUUAAUGAAAUCCUGAACUUUAAAUUGAGGGAACGCAAGCUGGAACCAGGAGUUAAAAUGACAAAUGUGAAAAGUACACUGGAAGGCAAGCUUUGAACAGGUUUUAUUUUUAAUGUUACAUUUUUCUAGUCUUACGCACUGUACCUGGUGCAUUGUCAGUAUUGUCUUUUCUAAAUUCUUCCAAAAGGGGGCGGUGUUGUAACAAUUUCCUGUCUUGAAAUCAUGUAACUCUCAUGUCAUCUCAGUCCAACUUGUUUAUUUCUGUUUUAUAGUUUGUUAAUUAAUUUUAAUUAAAUUACUAAUGAAAACAGUG
Molecule: messenger RNA, 2541 nt
Organism: Periophthalmus magnuspinnatus
Lineage: Eukaryota; Metazoa; Chordata; Actinopteri; Gobiiformes; Gobiidae
Gene: slc25a10b
Product: solute carrier family 25 member 10b
Exons: 11
Coding region: 427-1287 (286 amino acids)
Biological process (GO): oxaloacetate transport; malate transmembrane transport; phosphate ion transmembrane transport
Molecular function (GO): succinate transmembrane transporter activity; sulfate transmembrane transporter activity; malate transmembrane transporter activity
Source: RefSeq, a predicted model, not a curated record